AUGCCUGUGCUGUCAGCAGCUCGCCGCUUUGAGGGGCAGGUCUGCAUUGUCACCGGCGGUGCUCAAGGCAUUGGUCGCGCCAUUGCUAUGGCCCUGGCGAAGGAAGGUGCUCGAGCUGUAUGGAUUUUCGACAAGCUGGAUGGCACUGCGGUGGCCACAGCCUUGGCGCAGGAGAUUCCAGGGAUCAAGGCCCAUGCUCUUCAGUUGGAUCUGGCUGAGGAGUGCGUCGGGGGGGCGAUAUGCCUGGGAGAAAUGGAGAUAUAG
This is a messenger RNA of Cladocopium goreaui, 264 nucleotides long. NCBI's taxonomy places the organism in Eukaryota, Dinophyceae, Suessiales, Symbiodiniaceae. The record is from the annotation of a GenBank genome assembly.